Messenger RNA from Salvia splendens (bonfire salvia), 1098 nucleotides. RefSeq names its product zinc finger protein ZAT4. The record is from RefSeq and is a predicted model, not a curated record. The transcript has a single exon. The coding region runs from base 1 to 1098 and encodes 365 amino acids. NCBI's taxonomy places the organism in Eukaryota, Viridiplantae, Streptophyta, Magnoliopsida, Lamiales, Lamiaceae.
AUGGAGAAAGAGCACAUCUGCAAGUUUUGCAGCAAGAGCUUCCCAUGUGGGAGAUCACUUGGAGGCCACAUGAGGUCCCAUCUGAUCAACAACACUCCACCACUAGGCCAUCAUCCCGAGACACGGCCUCUGAAGAAGAAACUCCCACCUCUCACCAUGGCUUGCAAGGAAUGUGGCAAGACCUUCCCAUCAUGGAAGGCCUUGUUUGGCCACAUGAAAUGGCACUCUCCGAACAACGGAGGAGUUCUUGUCAUGGACAGCCAAUCGGACAACGAGGCAGGGACCACGCCUCCGUGCAAGAGGAAGAGAUCGGACAGGACCAUCACUACAAGGUACAACAACAACACAUCCAUCACAAACUCUUCCUCUUCCCUCACCAUAGCAACAACAACAACUGAGAUCAACGAUGAUGAUCAACACAACGAGCAAGAGGAGGUGGCCUUGAGCUUGAUCAUCCUCUCAAGGGACAAGAGCUACUGGGGAGACAUUGAAGGCAAGAAUUCUAAACUCGACCCGAAAAGUAUUGGUGUAGAAAGCUUGCAGAAGCUCAAGCCUCCAAGAGUCGAGACCAAGACAAGAAAACUCGAAUCACUAAACAACGAAACUGAGGUUCGAUUUGAUGAGUUUGAAGUGAACUCUCCCAAGAAGUUGAUCAAGAGAAGGCAUCAUGAUCAGUUUGGGAGAGAGAGAGAGGCAUCAAGAGAGGGAAACAGCAACAGCAAGUUUAGAUGCUCAAUCUGCAAGAAGGAUUUUCGAUCAUACCAAGCAUUAGGCGGGCACAGGGCGAGCCACAAGAAGUUCAAAGGCUGCUGCGCUCCGAGAAGCAGCCUAGAAACAGAGGAUUCACAUAGCCAGAAAAGCAAAGAGCACGAGUGCCCGGUUUGCUUCAAAGUUUUCCCAUCGGGCCAAGCUCUAGGCGGCCACAAGAAGUCCCACUUGAUCGCGGAUCAAGCCAAGGCAUCUCCGCCUCAUCAGACAGCCGACAGAGCCUCUCUUGAUCUCAACUUGCCUGCUCCUACUGAGGAGGAGGAAUGUGGUGAGUUCGAGCCGUGGUGGAUUGGGGGCGCCUCCCGCAUCGGCCUACUCUCCACUUCAUGA